Molecule: messenger RNA, 1785 nt
Organism: Tripterygium wilfordii
Lineage: Eukaryota; Viridiplantae; Streptophyta; Magnoliopsida; Celastrales; Celastraceae
Product: 3-ketoacyl-CoA synthase 12-like
Exons: 1
Coding region: 116-1516 (466 amino acids)
Biological process (GO): fatty acid biosynthetic process
Cellular component (GO): membrane
Molecular function (GO): acyltransferase activity, transferring groups other than amino-acyl groups
Source: RefSeq, a predicted model, not a curated record
GAUUUCCGUCUGACAAAACAAAAGUUGCAGAGCCAUAUAAACCUCUGCCGCCUCUGUUUUUUUCUUUCCUUCCCUCAGUACUUCUGUCUCUUCAUCUGCUUUUCUCUGAUUUCAAAUGGGGUUUCUGAUUUUAGCCUAUGCAUUCUUGAUAUACCAAUUCCUCUUCAUGAUCUGGAAGUGGAUUGAUAGAAAAAGAGAUCAAGAAUGUUAUAUACUCGACUAUGAAUGUUACAAACCAAGUGAUGAUAGAAUGGUCGAUACAGAGUUCUCUGGGGAGGUUAUAAAGAGGCAGAAAGCUCUUGGUCUCAUUGAGUACAAGUUUCUCUUGAAAGCCAUUGUGAGUUCUGGGCUUGGAGAGCAAACCUACGCACCAAGAAUCAUGUUCGAAGGCAGAGAAGAAAACCCAACUCUUCAAGAUGGGAUUUUGGAGAUGCAGGAAUUCUUCCAAGAUACCAUUCAGAAGCUUCUAACCAGGUCAGGAAUUUCUGCUCAAGAAAUCGAUGUUCUUGUUGUUAAUGUGUCAAUGCUACCAAUAGCUCCUUCUUUGUCCGCCAUGAUUGUGAAUCACUACAAGAUGAGGGAAGACAUCAAGGUCUUUAAUCUCACCGGGAUGGGUUGUAGUGCGAGUUUGAUAUCUGUCAAUAUUGUUCAAAGCAUUUUCAAGUCUUACAAGAACAAGUACGCACUCGUCGUGACUUCAGAGUCUCUGAGUCCAAAUUGGUAUUCCGGGAAUGACAGAUCGAUGAUUCUUUCAAAUUGUUUGUUUCGGAGUGGUGGGUGUGCAGUUCUUUUGACAAACAAUCGAGCUUUGAAGAACAAAUCCAUGUUGAAGCUCAAGUGUCUAGUCAGAACCCACCACGGAUCCAAAGAUGAUUCUUACAAUUGCUGCAUUCAAACAGAGGAUUCACAGGGAAGACAAGGAUUUCACCUCGACAAGUCCCUCCCCAAAGCUGCAACCCGCGCACUCGUCGACAAUUUGAAAGUCAUAGCUCCCAAAAUCCUGCCAAUUUCGGAGCUGAUUCGGUUCAUGGUGGUCACCCUUGUUCGAAAACUGACCACUGUUAGCUCAACCAAAGGAGGGUCUAAUUCUAAUUCUCCUAGGCCAGUGAUUAAUUUCAAGACUGGUGUUGACCACUUCUGUGUUCACACAGGUGGCAAGGCAGUGAUCGAUGGACUUGGUAUGAGUCUGGAAUUAAGCGAGUAUGAUUUAGAGCCAGCGAGAAUGACUCUGCAUCGAUUCGGGAACACAUCGGCUAGCAGUCUAUGGUAUGUUUUGGGUUACAUGGAGGCCAAGAAGAGGCUGAAGAAGGGAGAAAGAGUGUUAAUGAUAAGCUUCGGUGCAGGGUUCAAGUGUAACAGCUGUUUGUGGGAGGUCGUGAGGGACUUGGGUGAUGGACCAAAUGUGUGGAAAGACAGCAUUGAUAGCUACCCACCAAAGACACUGGCUAACCCAUUCAUGGAGAAAUAUGGAUGGAUUAAUGACGAAGACCCUUCAACAUUCGUCGUGCCUAAAUAAAAAAGAAGGUGGAAUUCUUUUUUCUUUAUAAAAAAGGUAUUUUUCUGUACACUAUUGUUCUCUUCUUAGUUCUUGUUAUUACCCUAUUGUUUAACACCUUCGUGGAUUUCAUAACCCAAUAAGGUGGGAACGUAUUGGAAGGCUACAUGUAAUUUUUUUCCAGGGAAAAAACAAAAACUUUUCUGUCUUUAUUUUUCUUUCCAAUAGCGAUAUGUAUCCUAAGAGCAUAUAUCCCAGUUAUCUCAGCUGUUGAAUUGUACAUACAGGAU